This is a messenger RNA of Musa acuminata subsp. malaccensis (wild Malaysian banana), 1841 nucleotides long. RefSeq names its product protein DETOXIFICATION 54-like. Lineage: Eukaryota; Viridiplantae; Streptophyta; Magnoliopsida; Zingiberales; Musaceae. Gene Ontology annotation, molecular function: xenobiotic transmembrane transporter activity; antiporter activity. Gene Ontology annotation, cellular component: membrane. The record is from RefSeq and is a predicted model, not a curated record. Gene Ontology annotation, biological process: xenobiotic detoxification by transmembrane export across the plasma membrane.
UGGUGAUCGUAAGAUGUUAGAGUUAACGUGACCGCUCUUUUUUGCGACCCCUCGUCUAUUUAAACGACCAAACGCUGUUGGCGUCCGUUCAAAGCAACGGACGGAACCGAUACAACCCCCCUCCGUUCCUCUCUCUCUCUCUCUCGACCCUUUUUGUGCUCUGUCAUGGCGAAGGGGAGAGAACAGGACCAGGUCGAGGAAGGAGGGGGAGGCGGUAGAGGAGGAGGAGGAGGAGGAGGGAUGUGGAGGCCGGUGGCGUUGGAGCUCCGGGAGCUGUGGGCUAUGGCGGCCCCGAUCACCGCCAUGAACUGCCUGGUUUACCUGCGGGCCAUGGUGUCGGUGGUGUGCCUGGGAAGACUCGGCCCUCUGGAGCUCGCCGGCGGCGCUCUCUCUAUCGGGUUCACCAACAUCACGGGUUACUCGGUGCUCUUCGGCCUCGCGUCCGGACUCGAGCCGCUCUGUUCGCAGGCCUAUGGCUCCCGCAACUGGGAGCUUAUUUCGCUUUCUCUGCAGCGCACCAUCCUUCUCCUCCUGCUUGCCGCCGUCCCCAUCGCCGUCCUCUGGGUCAACCUCGGACCCAUCCUCGUCGCCCUGGGGCAGGACCCCGCCAUCACUGCCGCCGCCGCCACGUACUGCCUCCAUUCCCUCCCGGAUCUCCUCACCAACGCCCUCCUCCAGCCCCUCCGCGUCUUCCUCCGCUCCCAGGGCAUCACCCGCCCCAUGGCCGCCUGCACCGCCGCCGCCGUCCUCCUCCACAUCCCCCUCAACAUCCUCCUCGUUUUCGUCCUCCGCCUCGGCGUCCCCGGUGUGGCGCUCGCCGCCGUCGUCACCAACCUCAACAUGGCCCUCUUCCUGCUCGCCUACCUCCGUCUGUCGCGCGCUUGCGAGCUCAGCUGGGGGGGAUGGUCGCGCUUGGCGCUCCGCGGCCUCUCCCCUGUUCUCCGCCUCGCCCUUCCCAGCUGCGUCGGUGUCUGCCUCGAGUGGUGGUGGUACGAGAUCAUGACAGUGCUUGCGGGCUACCUGCCCGACCCCACGUCCUCCGUGGCGGCCACCGCCGUUCUCAUCCAGACCACCAGCCUUAUGUACACCGUCCCCAUGUCUCUCGCCGCCUGCGUCUCCACCAGGGUGGGCAAUGAGCUCGGGGCGGGGCGGCCGAAGCGGGCGAAGACGGCGGCACUCGUGGCGCUCGGCUGCGCGGCCGUGAUCGGCGUGAUCAACGUCGUCUGGACGACCGCCUUCCGGGAGCAGUGGGCGAAGCUGUUCACGGCGGAUGCGUCGGUCUUGCGCCUCGCGGCGGCUGCGCUGCCGCUGGUGGGGCUGUGCGAGCUCGGCAACUGCCCGCAGACCACCGGGUGCGGCGUGCUGCGUGGGACCGCGAGGCCGGCCGUCGGGGCACGCAUCAACCUGCUUUCCUUCUACCUGGUGGGCACGCCGGUGGCGGUCGGCCUGGCGUUCCAGCUCCGCGUCGGCUUCGGCGGGCUAUGGUACGGGCUCUUCACGGCGCAGGCGGUCUGCGUCGUGCUGGUGCUGGCGGUGGUGCUGCUGAAGACGGACUGGGAGGUGGAGGCAUUGAGGGCGAAGAAGCUGACAACCUUGGAGGUGGCAGUCAUAUCGGAAGAGAAGAAGGGACUCAUAGCCAGUGACAGAGAUGAUGAUGGAGCUGUUGUUGGAGUAUAGAUACCGAGGACAGAAGUGGCUCCACGAGUGGACCAACCAAGGGCCAAGGAACACCUUGGUUCUAUCAGCUCGGAUUCUGUGGCUUUUAGGGAGUUAGAAGGUGGUGGUUGGAAGGGGAAGGGGGAUGGGGAUGGAGGCUUAUCAAUGAAGCUUUUUGGAAGUGA